This is a messenger RNA of Amyelois transitella, 939 nucleotides long. RefSeq lists its product as uncharacterized. Bases 1 to 939 code for a protein of 312 amino acids. NCBI's taxonomy places the organism in Eukaryota, Metazoa, Arthropoda, Insecta, Lepidoptera, Pyralidae. The transcript has a single exon. The record is from RefSeq and is a predicted model, not a curated record.
AUGAUGUCUUCGACCUGUGGGUCUUGUGGUGAAUCAUUAACAGAUGGGCCUCGAUGCUCAAUGUGUCACUUGGAAUUUCACUAUGGGUGUGCAGGCAUUACGGAAGGUGGUUAUAGAAGAUUGGGCGACCGAAAGCUGAAUUGGAGGUGUCCAAAGUGCAAGCAACCGGGUCUCCAGUCACCACAACCUUGUUUGACCCCCACUAGUCCCGAUAUUGUGCUCGAAAUAAGGGCCCUGGCAGUGAAAUUACAAGCAUUGGAUCCCAUGGCUGCUGAUCUCAAGGUAUUGCGAUCGGAGGUGUCGGACCUCAAGGAUCAGAUCUCAGAGGCUAAUAGUUCCAUACGACUUUUUAACGGCAGAGUCAGUGCAUUGGAGGAGCGAAUGACCCAGGUUGAAAAAUCCCAGGAGCAGGUCGAGUUACUGCACGCGGAAGUGAAAAAUAUGAAGGUUGAGGUGAAUGCUAGGGAGCAAUGGUUGCGCAUUAACAAUGUGGAGGUCAAAGGUAUCCCUCAGACCAGUAAUGAAAACCUAUAUACUAUUAUUCAAUCCAUAGGGUCGAAAGUUAAUUAUUGUUUACAAAAACAAUUGAUUAGUUUCAUUACAAGAGUGCCAACCAGAGAGAAAAGCCAGCCGUGUCCAAUCAUUGUCUCAUUUGCCAAUCGUUAUGUGAAAGAGGACUUCUUAGCCGCGUGCCGAGCAGCUAACAAAGUGAAGUUACUUACAUCAUCUGAUUUGGAGCUCAGGGGGAAUACCAACAUUUACGUGAAUGAUCAUUUGACCGUGCAAAAUAAGGAACUUCUUCAAAAAACAAAGAAAGUUGCAAAGGAAAAAAAUUUUGCUUAUACAUGGGUCAAACACGCAAAGAUAUUUUUAAGAAAGAACGACACGUCUCCGAUUAUUUGUAUAAGAUCCGAAGUAGAUUUAUCAAAAAUACAUUAG